This is a messenger RNA of Fusarium odoratissimum NRRL 54006, 981 nucleotides long. RefSeq lists its product as uncharacterized. Lineage: Eukaryota; Fungi; Ascomycota; Sordariomycetes; Hypocreales; Nectriaceae. The transcript has a single exon. Bases 1 to 981 code for a protein of 326 amino acids. The record is from RefSeq and is a predicted model, not a curated record.
AUGACAAAGCGAAAGUCUACUACGGGUGCUGAAGAGUCGCACCAAGACAGCCACCAUGGAAACAGAGGCGGGCGUGCUGGACGCGGUGGACGCGGCGGCCGGUACAAUGGUUGUUUCAGUCACCAUGGCGGAGGACAUUGGCAAUGCGGUCCAUUUCCGGGUCAAGCCCCUGUUCACGCCGUCACCCAUUCUACUACUAUUCACUAUGGACCUCCAGCUCCCCCAGGAUAUGCAACCGGCUUCCAACAUGGACAAUUUCCUUCGCAACAGCCUGUCUCUGCCGGGCCGGCACUACCCCCGUACCAAUUCGCUCCUCAAGUACCAUGGCAAUCUGGAAACGGGCUCUCAAACCCAUUCUCCCAGCCGCAGCAGGUCCUACAGAUACAAGACGCGAGCCCCAGCAAUGGACAGGGCAAUGACCAUGGAAAGAGACAGAAGAGGAGAAAGCAGAAGAGAUCUGAUCACACCGAAGCCCAGGUGGUCACUGGAGUCGAAACAGGCCAGGGGCCAUCCUCUGGAUCCCAGAACACUUCGCGUUCGCAGCAGGAGUUGACUGAAGGUAGGGAGGUUCGAACUCCUCACUGGAACUAUAGAGGGAGCACCUUGUCCGCCGAUGAAACUCAAGGCUCCUCCAUGCGGCGGAGCUUCAUUGACAAUAACGAGCUGGUCAACGACAUUACUUGGCACGCCCGGCCAGAAACGCGCGACAGUCACCGCCGCGGAGUUCCUUUGGACUUUCGUGGACUGAGCAUACUCUCCUACAACCGACGGGUUGCGAUUCCAUACGACGAGGACAUAACUUACGUCGAUAGAUCUCAGCAGCCUUCAGCUCCUAUGGUGCCAGAAUUUUGUGGCGUUUGCAAGAAGCCUGGUCACAAAGUCAUCCAGUGCUGGGCUGUAGAUGAAAAUGGCUUCACGACUGGCUGUGGAGUGUGUAGCUCUGGCCAACAUGACACCGAAGGACACCAGCCAAAGGAUUGA